Contarinia nasturtii (swede midge) is the source of this 2464-nucleotide messenger RNA. RefSeq names its product stAR-related lipid transfer protein 7, mitochondrial-like. Gene Ontology annotation, molecular function: lipid binding. The coding region runs from base 951 to 2393 and encodes 480 amino acids. NCBI's taxonomy places the organism in Eukaryota, Metazoa, Arthropoda, Insecta, Diptera, Cecidomyiidae. The record is from RefSeq and is a predicted model, not a curated record. The transcript is spliced from 6 exons.
AGAUGUCAUGCGGCAGCUUGAAUUUGUUCCUAAAAAAGAGUUCAUUUUGAAGAAUCAAUGAGAUAAAAUUGACUGAUUUGAGCAUUGGUUUGCUGUAGUAAACAUCACCGUUAUUGAUGUGCUAAAAUUGUGGUUCAUUUUUUUCAUCUCUUCGUUGGCGAUUUUUUUUUAAAUUCACAUUUUAUUUGCAUCUUGUCUCAUCGGCUAUUAUUUUGUUUAACAAAAUUGCACAGCAAAUGUCUUCACAGGUCUAUCUACCCAUCUAUAUACAUAUGAUUUAUAGAUAUUAGCUCUUCUAAAAGAAGCCACUCACUCGAUCCCAAUCAAUUUUUUUUUUAAAUGAUGAUACUCAUGCUACAUAAAUUCGUGUAAAUUGUGAUAGUGGUGACCUUGUGCGUGUGUGGUGUUUAGCAAAUGAAAAGAGCGUGCACAUUAAAUUCAAACAACUGUCUUUCUAUCAUUGUUAUCAUUGUUGUCAAAUUCAAAGUUUCACUUAAUCAAAAAAUAUAAUACAGCAGAGCAUUUGAUGCGCGAAUGUAAGUCACAACAGAUAUUUCUAUAACAUUUGGUGUAAAUGUAAUUGUGAUUGUGUGUUGCGCUGUUUAUUAUCGAAAAUCAAAAACAUCGGCUGAAAAAUCGUACAAAAAUAGAUAUCAGUCGGGUCAAAAACAAAUAUCAUGAAUUCUGUGAAAUAACAUUUUGCGAUGCUAAUGGGAUAAAUUUAACGAGACAAAAAAAAUUGUAAUCGAAUUUUGUUUUCCAUAGUGCCGAAAUAAAGUGUCGCAUAGAAGUGAUAAGAGAACAUUGAACGAAGCAAAAAAGAAUUUUAUUUCUUUUUUUUGAAACGGCGACCAUAGAAGUAUGCAUAAUUCAUAGUGGCGGUUCGGCGCGCAGUAUCGAUUGUAUUUGAUUUGUGGUGUAUACGUUAUCUAGUUGAUUCGAUUGGGCAAAUGUUUCCAUUACAACACUUUAUUCGGUUCAAAAUGUUUGAUCAAUACUUCGCCAAAACCAUUAAAAAUCGUUCUUGCCAAAUUUUAAGGUUAUGGACAGAUCAAUGCGAAUACAUAAUCGCACAAAGAUUUCGCCAGGGACAACAAAUGAUCUGUUUGUAUCGUCGCAUUUGGGAUGAAAAUGUAUUGCGUGGGAUCAUACAGCAGAUUCGAAAACAGCUUGAACGCAAUGCCAAAGGACUUAUGCUCAGUGGCAUUGGAUUGGCAUCGGCCUUUGACUGGGAUUCGGAACGAAUAAACUAUGAAUCGGUGCGCAAAAAUUUCGAUGAACUGGAAUUAGUGGAACGAUUACGUCUCGAGACAAUACAUUGUGAUAUCUGCGGCCAUCGUUUGAUCAUUGACUGUAAAAUGGAUAACAUUGUGUAUUGUGUGUGCAAUGUAAAUAACACUUGUGCAUCAAGAGAAGCUAAAUUGGCCACACAAUCGCAUGUUAAACCGCCCGAAACGUACGAAAAACAUUGGCAACCUUACAUGGAACGGCAAAAUAUGAUUAUAUGGAGGCGUGAAGAGCAACCGGGCCUCUUUGCCUAUAAAGUGUAUGCAAGCUAUGAUGAUAUUUCCGGUGAGGAUUUUCUUCGUAUUCAAACCGAUACCGAAUAUCGAAAAAUUUGGGACAAAUCUGCCAUCACAUUAGAUGUUAUUGAUACCGAUCCGGUUCAUCGACAUAAAAGCCAUAUUAUUCACUGGGAAAUGCAAUGGCCGAAAUUGUUUUCGAAUCGAGAUUAUGUGUUCAAUCGACGGUUUUUCAUUGAUCGCAAUCGAAAAUUAAUAAUAAUCGUUAAUAAAAGUAUAGUUCAUCCGUUUAGUCCAAAAAUGCCAAAUAUUCAUCGUGUCAAUGAUUAUUGGAGUUGUAUGGUUAUUCGUUCGACAUCGAAUUCACUAAAAACUCCUGGUUUGGAAUAUGUUCUCACUUAUUUCGAAAAUCCUGGUGUUGUUCUACCACAAUCGAUCACAUCUUGGGUUGCUCAAAAACAAUUGCCCGAAUUUUUACAUAAAUUAUACACAGCUACACUCGACUAUGCGCUCGAGAAACGCCAUCAAGAGCAACAACAAAAACAUCAGAAUGAAAAAAUGUAUAAAGGUGUCGACUACUUUCGAGACCCUGGCUACGAGUAUCCACCUGAACCGGAAAUUUGUUUCUCAAAGUAUAGGCGAGAUAAUGGUAACGAUGAUGAUGUCGACGACGAUGAUGAUUUCGACGACAUCAAUGGUGAUAAUAAUAGUAACAAAACUAGCGAUAGAAAUGGUGAAAAAGGUGUAAAAUUUAAUAUAAAUGCAGGAGUGGAAGCGAAAAGUCAAUCGGAGAGUCAGGCAUGCAAUACGGAUGACAAUACCGAUGCCAAAUCAAUAUCAUGGUGGAGAUCACUUCUUUAUUUUGUUUGAAUGAAUUAAAAAUUUUAUUAUUAAGCAUUAAAAAAAUUGUAUUAAAUACAGAUUGUAGAAUUUUUACCGGA